AUGGGUAAAGGUGGUGGGACACAAAUACCACUAUGGAUAUCAAUCCUAGCCCUGGUCUUCAUACAGAUCAAAGUUCAAGCCCAGGGUGGUGAACAACCAACAAAGUCAGAGUAUGUUUCUCCAUCUCUCCUGCAGCGACAAAAAUCUUUCAAAUCCCAAGGAGUGACAAUCAUUCCACCUUUUCAAAACACACUGAAAGUAAAGGCUGGCAACCCCUCUCACAAUGGCCGUGUGUGCAGCACAUGGGGUAACUUCCACUUCAAGACCUUUGAUGGGGACAUCUUUUACUUCCCUGGGGUCUGCAAUUACAUCUUUGCAUCCAACUGCAAGUCUUCCUACGAGGACUUCAACAUCCAGAUUAGGCGUGCCAUGGUGGAAAAUACUACUGUGAUCACUCAUGUCAUCAUGAAGCUGGAAGGAGUAGUGAUUGAACUGACCCCCAGCUCUGUCCUGCUUGACAACAAACUGGUCCAGAUGCCCUACAGCCAUAUGGGAGUCUUUAUAGAGAGAAGUAACAACUAUUUGAAAGUUUCUGCCAAGCUGGGACUGACCUUCCUUUGGAAUGGACAAGAUGCCCUCCUGGUGGAACUAGAUAAGAAAUAUGCAAAUCAAACUUGUGGACUUUGUGGGGACUUCAAUGGAAUUCCAGUCAGCAAUGAAUUUAUUUCAGGGAAGACAAGACUGACCCCCAUACAGUUUGGUAAUAGGCAGAAGAUGGAUGGUCCCACAGAGCAGUGUGAUGAUCCUAUUCCUCCUACUUCUCUGAUGAACUGCUCAAGAGAAUUUGCCUCUAUCUGUGAGACAGUAUUAACCAGCAAAGCAUUUACAAGUUGUAACGUGCUUGUGAAUGUCCAGGACUACAUUGAAACUUGCAUACAAGACCUGUGCCACUGUGACAGCUCUAUGGCUGACUUCUGCAUGUGCAACACCUUUGCUGAGUACUCCCGGCAGUGUGCUCAUGCAGGUGGACAGCCCCAGAACUGGAGAACCUCAGACCUGUGCCCCAAAUCAUGUCCAUUCAACAUGCAAUACCAUGAGUGUGGCUCUCCCUGCUCCGACACGUGCAGCAACCCGGAACGAUCUGCACUUUGUGAAGAUCACUGUACAGACGGCUGCGUCUGUCCUCCAGGAAUGGUAUUUGAUGAUGUUAAUGGUGCUGGCUGCAUUCCCCGCAGAGAAUGCCACUGUACCUAUGAAGGUGAAACUUAUGCUCCUGGUGCCUCCUUCUCAUCUAAAUGCAGAUCAUGUACCUGUGUUGGAGGUGAAUGGUCUUGUGUCACUCAGUCAUGCCCUGGGACUUGCAGUAUUGAAGGAGGUUCCCACAUUUCAACAUUUGAUGAGAAAUACUAUUCCUUCUUUGGAGACUGUAGUUAUGUCCUAACCAAGCUCUGUGACAGCAAUGAAUUCACAGUGCUGGGGGAUAUCCACAAGUGUGGCCUGACUGACACUGAGACAUGCCUCAAGGGUGUCGCCAUCAGCCUAAACGGGGGACAAACGAACAUUGUGAUCCAGCCUUCUGGGAGUGUAUUUGUGAAUAUGAUCUACACACAGUUACCAUUCUCAGCAGCAAACGUCACCAUCUUCAGGCCUUCAUCUUUCUUCAUAAUUCUGCAAACAACUUUUGGUCUUCAGCUACAGGUUCAACUCGUGCCUUUAAUGCAAGUUUUUAUAGACUUGGACCCAUCACAUAAAGGACAGACCUGUGGUCUCUGUGGAAACUUCAAUGAUGUACAGACAGAUGAUUUCAAAACCACCAGUGGUGUGAUAGAGGGCACUUCAGCUGCCUUUGGCAAUACUUGGAAAACUCGGGCUGAUUGUCCUGAUGCCAAAAAUACCUUUGAGGACCCCUGUACUGUCAGCAUACAAAAUGACCAGUAUGCUCAGCACUGGUGUGGACAGCUCUCUGAUACCACAGGACCUUUUGCUGAAUGUCACUCAACAGUGAAUCCAGAAGUUUAUCAAAAGACCUGCAUGUUUGACACAUGUAACUGUGAGAAGAGUGAGGACUGCAUGUGUGCUGCCCUUUCCAGCUAUGUCAGAGCCUGUGCUGCUAAAGGAGUUGUUCUCACUGGAUGGAGGAGCAAAGCCUGCACAAAAUACACCACCUUGUGUCCGAAGUCCUUGAAGUACACCUACAAUGUUGAUUCCUGUCAACCCACCUGCCGCUCUCUGAGUGAGCCUGAUGUCACAUGCAGCAUCAAGUUUGUCCCAGUUGAUGGCUGUACCUGCAUAAAUGGAACCUACAUGGAUGACAGUGGCAAAUGUGUGCCUGCUUCUAGCUGUCCUUGUUACUACAAAGGAACGCCUCUGUCUUCUGGAGAAGUUGUUCAUGAUAAUGGUGUUGUCUGCACUUGUGCCUAUGGAAAGCUGAGCUGCAUUGGAGAGAAGCCUGAACCAGUCUGUGUGCCUCCCAUGGUUUAUGUUGACUGUGGCAAUGUCACUGCAAAUGUGGUAGGAGCAGGAUGCCAGAAAAGUUGUCAGACUCUAGAUAUGGAAUGUUACAAAACUCACUGUGUCUCUGGCUGCGUGUGUCCUCAUGAUCUAGUGUUGGAUGGCAAAGGUGGCUGUAUUGCUCCAGAAGACUGUCCAUGUAUUCACAAUGGAAAUUCCUACAGUCCAGGAGAAUCAAUCAGAGUUGGCUGUAACAACUGCACAUGUAGAAACAGAAAAUGGCAAUGCUCUGAGGAACCCUGCCUGGAAACAUGCUCUGUUUAUGGAGAUGGGCAUUAUACCACCUUUGAUGGCAAACGUUUUGACUUUGAAGGAGACUGUGAAUAUGUUCUGGUCCAGAACUACUGUGGUCAACAAGCUAUGAACCAGGGAACCUUCAGAGUCAUCACUGAGAACAUUCCAUGUGGCACUACAGGAACUACCUGCUCUAAGUCUAUUAAAGUUUUCCUGGGUAACUAUGAGCUGGUACUCAGUGAUGGACACUCUGAUGUCAUCCAGAGAACACCUGGAGGAAAAAUGCCAUUCCAAAUCCGUUCCAUGGGCAUCUACCUGGUUGUUGAUACUACUGUUGGUCUGAUACUCAUGUGGGACAAGAAAACCAGUAUAUUCAUCAAACUUAGUCCCAGCUUUCAGGGCCAUGUCUGCGGACUUUGUGGAAACUAUGAUGGCAAUGGAAAUAAUGACUUCACGACUCGCAGUCAGUCUGUGGUAGGAAAUGUGCUGGAGUUUGCCAAUAGCUGGAAAGUAUCUUCUAGUUGCCCAAAUGCCAAUCGUACGCAGGAUCCAUGCACUGCAAACCCAUACAGGAAAGCCUGGGCACAGAAGCAAUGCAGCAUCAUCACCAGUGAAGUGUUUGCAAAGUGUCACUCACAGGUUGAACCAAAUGAAUAUUACCAAGCAUGUGUGGAUGAUGCUUGUGCCUGUGACACUGGAGGAGACUGCGAAUGUUUCUGCACAGCAGUAGCUGCCUACGCUCAAGCAUGUAAUGAGCUAGACAUCUGCAUAUCAUGGAGAACCCCAUCCAUUUGUCCUCUCUUCUGUGAUUACUAUAAUCCACAAGGGGAAUGUGAGUGGCACUACAAGCCAUGUGGGGCACCUUGUAUGAAGACCUGCAAUAAUCCAAGUGGGAAUUGCCUUCAUGAGAUGAGGGGUUUGGAAGGUUGCUAUCCAAAAUGUCCAAAGAAUAAGCCCUAUUUUGAUGAGGAAACCAUGACCUGUGUUUCUUAUUGCGGUUGUUAUGAAGAUGGAAAAAAUUACAAACCAGGAAUGGAGAUGCCUUCAAAGCAGAACUGUGAAUCAUGCGAAUGUACAAUUCAUGGCAAAAAAUGCAGAUAUGAUGAGCAUGAAUGUGUCUGCAUUUAUGAGGGGCAGAAGUACAACUACAAAGAUGUGGUCUACAACACUACAGAUGGCACAGGAUGGUGUAUUGUUGCAACCUGCGGUCCCAAUGGAACACUUGAAAGGUUUAUGCAUGAAUGUCUAACCUCAACAUCACCCACAACAGCAACGACGUUUCAUUUCAGCUCUACACCACCUACCACUACUUCCACAGUGUCACCAACUACAUCAGUAUGUGUUCAUGAAGUCUGUAAGUGGUCUGAAUGGUAUGACGGGAGUCUACAAACCCCUGGCUAUGAUGGGGGAGAUUUUGAAACUUUUGAUGAUUUACGAGCAAAAGGUUAUGAAGUUUGUCAAGCCCCAAAGGCCGUUGAAUGCAGAGCAGAAAAGUUCCCUGAUAUACCACUGAAAGACCUUGGACAAAAAGUAGAAUGCAGUACGACACAAGGGCUUAUAUGUUACAACAAGGAACAAAUUUCAACAAUGUGCAACAACUACGAAAUUAGAAUCCUCUGCUGUGUAUUUGUACCAUGCUCUUCCAUGCCUUUCAGCACAUCAACCCCAGUCACACCUCCAACUCCGACAGAAACAUCUACUGAAACAACAUAUUCAGUUACUACUGAAAGUACAACAUUGAUACCUUCACCUACUGAAGAAACAACUAUAACAACAACACCUGUCACCACACCUCCUUCAACAACUCACCUUUGUUUCAAAGAAAAAUGUUACUGGUCAAGAUGGUACGAUGUCAGUUAUCCAGGGUCAGGUUACAAUGAUGGAGACUUUGAUACGAUAGAGAACAUUGAAAAAAACGGAUACAAAGUCUGCAACAAUAGAAAGGAUGUAGAAUGUAGAGCAGUACGGUUCCCUAAUACACCAUAUCCUCUACUAGAGCAACACAUAACAUGCAACAGAGAAGAAGGGUUGAAAUGUUACAAUAAAGAUCAACUGCCACCAAUCUGCUAUAAUUAUGAAUUAAGAUUUAAAUGCUGUAUGAAUAUAACAGUGCCAUGUGAAACAACACCUGAAAUUUGGACCACAACACCACCAACUAAUAUUCCAUCAAGUACAACACCCAGACACGAACCAACGACACUAAGUUUGCAAACAAAACACAAGACAACAACAGAAUACACAGUUGAACCAAAAACAGAUUACAUACACACAAGAAUAACAUCAAAACCAACGACGCAAACUCAAAAAGAAAUUACUACUACUACACCAGUGAUAACCAGCAGAACAACAUAUUCAACUACCACCCCCUGUGAACCCGAAGUGUGCACCUGGAGCGAAUGGUACGACGUCGAUUUCCCCUCCUCGGGGCCCAACCAGGGAGACUUUGAAACCUACCAGCACAUCCGCGCCGCCGGCAAGCGGAUCUGCCGGCAGCCAAAGCAGAUCGAGUGCCAGGCAGAGGACUACCCCGACGUGGCCAUCCAGCACGUGGGACAGGUGGUGCAGUGCGACAUCCACUUUGGACUGGUGUGCAAGAACGAGGACCAGACGGGCAAAUUCAAGAUGUGCCUCAACUACAAGAUCCGCGUGCUCUGCUGCACCCCCAACUACAACUGCCCAUUCUCCACUCUUUCGACUACCACCAGCACUUCCACCUUUUCUACCCUUAGUGAACCGUUCUUUACAACAACUUCUCCUCUAAUUUCAACUACACCAUGUUUCUGCAAGAUUGGUGAUUCUAUUUUUUCACCCGGUGACUUGAUUUAUAACAGACUUGAUAGCGAAGGAUGUCGUUUUUAUGCCAUCUGUAGCCCGACAUGUAAUAUUGAACGACACAGUGUACAUUGUCCUGUCACUACUUUGCCAGCUACCACAUCCUCGGAGUGGUCUACAGUAACAACAACAGUUCCUCUGCCUUCCACCUCUACACGUCCUCCUUUUCAUGGUUGUGUUUCCACUCUUUACCCUCCUUUACAACCUGGAGAAAGAUUCAAAUUAUCCAACUGUACUGAAGUCGUCUGCAAUGGAGACAACAAUAUAGAUGUAGUACCAACGUACUGCCCACCUGUUAAGGAAAUUACCUGUGCAAACAAAUAUCCACCAAUGCUGGUACCUGAUGAAAAUGGAUGCUGUUACCGAUAUGAGUGUCAAUGUGUGUGUAGUGGAUGGGGUGAUCCUCAUUACAUUACUUUUGAUGGAACCUAUUAUACCUUCCUUGAAAACUGCACUUACGUCCUGGUGAAACAGAUUGUCCCCAGAUAUGACAACUUCCGUGUUUACAUUGACAAUUAUUACUGUGAUGCAAAAGAUGGACUCUCCUGCCCUAAAUCCAUUAUUAUUUUCUACAAAUCUGCAGAAGUGGUGCUGACUCGUCAACUCAUGAAUGGUGUGAUGACCAAUGUGAUGUACUUCAACAAAAAGAUUGUUGAACCGGGCUUCAAAAAAGAUGGCAUUUCUUUCUCCACUCUUGGCAUCAAUAUGAUUGUUGAAAUAGAAGAAAUUGGUGCUGUCAUCACCUUUAGUGGUCUGAUUUUCUCUGUCAAGCUCCCAUACAGCAAAUUCGGCAACAACACCGAGGGACAAUGUGGAACAUGUACAAACAAUAAAGCAGAUGAAUGCCGCUUACCAAGUGGUAAGAUCAUUUCUUCCUGUCCCCAAAUGGCUCAUCACUGGAUUGUUGACAACAACAAGUCAUGCCAUGGAGUACCAAUACCACCAGCUAUAACCACACCUCCACCAAAGCCGCAGUGUCAAACACCUCCGCUCUGCAAACUUAUCCUGAGCGAGGUUUUUGCAGAAUGUCAUACUGUGAUACCACCAGAACCAUUUUUCAAGGGCUGUGUUUUUGAUGGAUGUCGCAUAGAUGAUGAAUUCAUGCAGUGUUCCAGUUUGGAGAUAUAUGCUACAGAGUGUGCUGCUAGAGGUGUCUGCAUUGACUGGAGAGGAAUGACCAACAAUACAUGUUCAUUCAGCUGUCCAUCAAGCAUGGUAUACAAGCCAUGUGGGCCCAUUAACCCAGUUACCUGUGACCAAAGCUAUGAGCGUCCUGGCUAUGGAGUAACUGAAGGCUGUUUCUGUCCUGAAGGAAUGACACUCCUGCAUACAGAGAGCAACAUCUGUGUCUCUGAAUGCUUCUGCAGAGAACCAAAUGGAAUGUCCAGAUGGCCAGGAGAAAAAUGGACAAAAGAUUGCCGGGAAUGUGUCUGUGACAAAAAUACUCUUAAGGUGAAGUGCACAAGGCACGAAUGUUCUCUGACACAGCAAGUAUUUUGUGAAGAACCAGGUUACAUGGCUGUUCAGAUACCAAUACCAGAAGAUCCAUGCUGUACUAGGACCGAAUGCUACUGCAACACAAGCCUCUGCACUGACAUCACACCCCAGUGCUUAGAGGGACAGGAAAUAAUCACUAUAAUGCCACCUGGAAACUGCUGUCCUAUCUUUGAAUGCAGACAGGGCUGUGUAGUCAACGAAACCUAUUAUGCACCUGGAGCUGCCAUUCCAUCAGGCCCCUGUGAAGAAUGUACCUGCUCUGCAUCCUCUCCCUCAAGGCCUCACCACCUUACGGUCACGUGCCAGCCUGUCAUCUGUGACACAUACUGCCCGCUGGGCUAUAAAUACACUGUGGAACCCGGACAGUGCUGUGGCACGUGCAAGGCAGCAGCUUGUGUAGUGACUGUGGGAGACAACAUUACACAUGUGCUCCAUGAAGGAGAACAAUGGAAUCCACCUGGUGAUAACUGUACUGUUUACACAUGUGAAAAACAUGCUGACCAGUUCAUUCAAGUCAUCAAAGAGGCAAGCUGUCCUGCCUUUAACUAUGAUGAGUGUGAUCCAGAUGAUAUCAGGUUAUCUGAAGAUGGCUGCUGUUUAGUGUGCCGAAGAGUACCAAAACUUUGUAUGAAGUACAAUAUGACUACUGUCAUCAACUAUCAUGGCUGUGUAUCUCCUGCACCUGUUGAGAUCACAUACUGUGAAGGCAGCUGUGAUGCUUACUCACGAUAUUCUCAAACUACAAACACAAUGGUGCACAAAUGCUCGUGUUGUCAGGAAAUCAAGACCAGCAAGAGGAAGGUGACUCUGAUGUGCAGUGAUGGAACCUCCCUUGAUCACUCCUACACCUAUGUGGAGAAAUGCAGCUGUGUGGGUGCUGAGUGCAUUACCCAAGGCAACACCCAACAGGAGACACAGCAGACAAAGACCUCUCAGGAGCAAGCAAAUGUCAAAAAUUAG
Pyrgilauda ruficollis (rufous-necked snowfinch) is the source of this 7974-nucleotide messenger RNA. RefSeq names its product mucin 5AC, oligomeric mucus/gel-forming (gene MUC5AC). Gene Ontology annotation, cellular component: extracellular matrix. The coding region runs from base 1 to 7974 and encodes 2657 amino acids. Gene Ontology annotation, molecular function: protein binding. The transcript is spliced from 49 exons. The record is from RefSeq and is a predicted model, not a curated record. Lineage: Eukaryota; Metazoa; Chordata; Aves; Passeriformes; Passeridae.